AAAGAAUUAACCCUUUACCGAUUCCCGGUUUCAAUUAUGAGUCGAUCCUGUUUUUCUCUCUCACACACUCACACACUAAGCAACGAACAAAACAAACAAAACAAAACCACGUUAAACUACAACAACAAGUUGACGUGUUUCGUACCGAAGUCGCCACAUCCUUCUUUCCCUCCCUCAGUUUUUAUUUUUUCUUCUUCUCUGUCUUCUCUCCCAAUUGAAAAUCCCACUUCCUCUCCCCACAAAAUCCAAUUUGCCCAUAAAGAGUAAUUACUCAAUCCGAUUCUCUUCUGGCACAGCUUUUAAUUUUUUGGUUGCAUUAACGUCACUGAAUUUGCUUCGAAAAUCCGCAACACCCGGGGAUUAUAAUUAGAUAAUGACAGACAACAACGCUGAUGAUAUCAUCAUCACACCGCCGGAUGUAAUUUUUAUCUCUCUGUUUCGCCGGCAUUAAUUGUACUCUCUUUUCUGUUAUAUAAAGGAGGGAGAUAGAAUUCUGUUUUCUUUGCUUUUCUCUGUUAUGAAGUUUGGCGGUGGUGAAUUUUUUGGCUCAGAUUUUGUGUCUCCGCGUAUGAAUUAUGCGUUUGACAAAUUCAUCCUCUUGUUUGAUUUAGUGAUUGCCAGAGGGGUUGACGAUGUUGAUGGGAAACCCUGACCAUGAAAAAUUUGUUUUCCCCUUAACCAGCUUGCAAAUUGGGUAAUUUAUUUUUUCUAACUAAUUUUUUUUUGGUAAUUUUCUUUAAUUUGCUGAUGUGUGUCGCUUUGUAUGGAUGUGAUGCGGGUUUUUUUUUGUUUUCCUUCUUCUGUCUUGUGAGUGAUUCUGUUAGGAUGAGUUUGCUAGCUCUUUUCUUCUUUAGAAUUAGUCAUAUUGUAAGGUUGCUGCGACUUACUCCUGUAGAAGGGAAAAUUUUGUGUUUCAGAGUUCCAAUUGUAUGAUGAUGAUUGUACUUCUAAGGUCCUAAUGUGUCAUAAUAAAGAAUUUAGAUUGUCUUUCUUGUGUCUUUCAGAUAUUAGAAAGAUUGCUGCACUGUUAUUUGGUUGGAAAUAAAGAGUUCAUUAAUGGUCCCUUUUGUUCUUUCAGACAUCGAUAGAAUGUUAGGUUACAAGUUUCAAACUCAUGUCCCUUGUGAUGUUUGAUUUUUUUCUUUUUAUUUAUUUAUUUUCUUUUUAAAUGUUUGGUUGGGUUGUUUCCUUUUUCAAAUUGGCAAUGACUUGUUUUCCAUGAAAAAUGAGUUGGUUUAAGGUGAAUGGAGAACCAUCUGUGGGUUAAGGUUGAUAUGUUUUGUGAGUGCUAUAAAGUUUUGAACCUUUGAGAAGAACAUAUGUCGUUUACUUUGAGACUCUUUCGGCUAUAUACUUGCAUCUUGCAGGGACUUGCAGUCAUACCUUUCAGAUCUUAGCCUCUUUCUUGCUCCUGAGAGUAAGAAAUUCUAUGUUCUUGUGGACAAUAGGCCAUGGUUGAAGGAUUUAGUUUCACGGCCUGCACAUUUGUGGCAAUUGAUGGUGACUAAGUCUAGGUUGUCCCCGUUUGCAAAUACUAGAGGCCGGAAAGGUAGAAAGAUGACAUCUGAAGUGAGUUCGUUCCAUACAGGUCCAGUAUCAAGCUCAAGCACAUCAAAGACUAAAAGAUGGUUCUCACUGGUUGAUGCUGCAACUUUAUCUCAUCAGAGGGCCUUACUACCUGUUAAAAGGCUGAGGCAUUCAUUUUUGCUGAAUAACAAGUUGCGCAGAACAUUGUAUGGGUUUAUUGUCUUUGAAGUUGCUUGGAAGGACGUUCGUGGUUUAAACUACUUAAAUGAGCUUCAGACCGAUACUUCGCUUGCUAUUGAGGCCAAAUUUAUGAAUCGGUGGGAAUUUGAUAGUAUUGCACAAGCUGCUAGAUGCAUCCCUACCUGGUUUCCUGGUACUUGCAAUGAACAGAAAAUUUUGAAGGAUUAUCUGGACUCAUCAAUAGGCGAGGUAUUUCAUGAUGCUCGAGAAAAUUUUCCUAGUGGCAGUUGUACAGAGGAUUUUACUGGAAAUGACCCUAGUUAUCGCAGUGAUGUUUCUAACCCUGGAUCCAAUUUCAGUUUAUUCACGAAUAGAAUGGAAGAUGAAGUGUAUACAAUACCUCCAUCUGAUGGUCCUUGUAAGAGAAGAAAACUGAUGAAAUCUAUGAAUGCGGACACCGAAUUUGACUUGUUUUCUGAUGAUAACAAUUCUGAGAGUGUUGCUUCCCCAGUGUGUUCUCCCGGGUCCCAUGCCAAUGACCAUGAAGACAUAGUUGAACCUUCGGAGUAUAGGGAUGUCUUGAUAUUAUUUCGGUUUAAUGAUCAUGACCUCCCUUUCAGACUGAAGGAUAUAAUUGUUUCUGAUUUGAGAUUACUUACAUUAUUGGAAGCUGGGCUUCCGUCUUGGGUUCUUUUUCUUCAGUCGUAUCCCGUAUUUUGUCAUAUUUAUCGUCCCUGGAUGUGUCCUUUGGCUAGAGCUUUAUAUGUGUUUAUUUCAGUUGUUACUGUGCUUAUUGGGUUCUAUGACCUUUACAAAAAUGUACCUCUUCUGAAGGCAACCGCUUCUCAUUUGUUUGGCCCCCUUUUUGAUUGGAUAGAAACAUGGGAAAUGAUAACCAGAAUUAGGUAUUUGGGAACAAUGUUAUUCCUACAUAAUUUUCAAAAGGCUGUCAAGUGGUUUUUGACGAUGACAGGCUCGGUCCGGUCGAUUAUUUCUGUGAUUGCACAGCCAAUGGCUGGACCGUUGCUGGACUUUCUUGAUUUCUUUCUUCCACUCUGGAACAUAUGCAUACAAGUCGUGGAGAGCUUCUUCUCAGUUUUCUGGACGGUGAUUGAAUCAUCCAGCAGUCUUAUAGCGGACCUCACCGAGAUGCUACUCAUGCCGCUGUGGUGGAUCUCAUCUAUUCUAUGGAGCAUUGCUUCGUCUUUCUUGUAUCCCAUGUUCUGUAUUUUAUGGGGGAUAAUCUAUGCUCCAAUCUACUUCGUUCUUGGAUUGUAUGGGCUUUUGGUCUCGGUAUGCUUGUGCCUAUAUGAGUCAUUCAGAGAAACUUGGCAGUUCGUGAGUAGCAUAUUUCAAGUGUCUGGUUUAAAGUCUACCGUAAGCUCAUCUGAGGUUUCAAUAUGGCGUUCUUUAUGGAAUGACUUAUUUUCUCAGGUAAUCUCAUGCCAUGAUCCUCGUUAUUGGAAGCUUGAUAUGUAUGUUACGUGUAUUUAACCACUCACAUAUUAUUUUCUUCCUGUCAGAUUUUCCGAGCGGUUCGAAGCAUUUUAAAUGGUUUUGUUGCUUUCUUUACAGCUUGCAACAGACAUCGGUUAAGGUUUGGCUCCUUACUGGACUGGAUAUUCUUAUUGUGAGAAGAAAAAUUGAAUAAGCAAUUGCUUUCUGGAAGGGGGUCAUUUCGUAGAAAUGACUGUGCUUCAUUUUUCACCUUCUGAUAGGAAUCAAAGAUUUGUGACCAUGUCUUUCCAUUUUCUAUAGUAAUAUUAAAUAUCUUCUUUUUGUCUCUAUGGCCCAUGUUUGCUCUUGGGUGUAUACACUCAAAGAAGCUAGGGAAGGCUAAAGUGGGUACAUUAUCAAGCUAUUACUCUAUCUAUGUUUUUCUUCAAAUAGUUUGUUGUGACUGUCGUUGCUACCCCCAAAAGCCGCUCAUCAGUAGUUUUAUGUGCCUUCUGAUUACAUCAGUGAGGUCUAUCCUGUCAUUCUACUGAAGAGAUUAUGUUGCACUAGUGGAGCUUAGUUAGACAGCUUCAUGGAUUUUUUUGUGCUUAUUUAGAGAAUCAUGUCUAUUUUCUUGCCUUCAACCUCUGUAAUGUGUCUUUUGUGUGAGGCCAUUAUUUUUGGGCAAUUUAUACUGACAUUUUCUCUGAAACUUUGCUUUGGCAGUAUAUAUAAUCAUGGUCAGGAGAUUGUUCGAAGAGUUCAUCAGCCGGUUAAGAGAAAAGAGUUGGACUCCUCAUCCACUAGGAGGAGACUGCAAUUUGAAUCAUCAAGUCCCCAGGGGCAGACAUCUGGAACUCGGAUGGUGAGCUUAUCUGUCCUUACUGGUUUUACGUGAGUGUAACUGUUAUUGUCAAAUAUCCUCAAGAAUGUAGAUGUUUUCAUCCGUACAUCCUCAUAAUUUUUCUCAACCAUAGGAUUCCCAUUGCCCUUGAGUCUGGGUAAUCCAUUACAGAAUCUUUCACUUUACUUCCUGAUGACCCAUAUUAGUUUUAUUGGUUUUUUGGUUGAAUUUCUUCAUUCCUGAUCAUAGACGGCAAUAGUCUUUGCUUUAGAAAUAUGUACCACCGUUGGAUGAUGUGUUUAUAUGUUACUAUGAAGGGAUAGGUUGCUUCAUUUUCUCUGUUGGCUACCACGUUGGUCAGAUAUAAUUGCUGUUAAACGAUGCGUACGAUACUAAGUUGGAGGAUGUCUUAGAUUUGUAGCAGAACUUUGUGCUCCAUUUUAUUCAUAGAUUUCAACAUUGCUAAAUUAUUCACCAUUGCCAGUAAAUACCAUAGUUUGAGGCGGCUAAGAGUGUUUGUAUUUCUUUCUUCUUUCCCUUCAUGGUCGCUUCUUCAUUUGUCUUGUCAUUAAGUUGUGUCCUGAUCCGCUCAUGGAUGUCAGCAUAACAAGUGCAAGGAAUUUUUAUUUCUGUCUUGUGCUUCACUUCAAUGCAGCCAGAAAAUAAGGAUGACAGUCAGAACGUGCGGAAAUUGAGGAAGGAUUGAUGGUAAUUCAGUGCAAUCCGGCAUCACAUGCAUUUUGUACAGAGGACAUUAAGAAACUCCGUCAAAGGCUAUGUUGGUCCUAUUUUAAGAGUCACAUAUUCGGGCUGGAUAUGGUAUUGGAUCGUUCUCUGAUUUGGAAGCUCAUGAUAUGACAUGCUUAACUACGGGACUAGACAGUGUCCAUCUCACCUGUGGGGUGGGUUCUACUUGUGGGUCUUGGUAAAAUGGUGAGCCCACCUUUUGCUUGAGACAGGAACCGGGGUCCCUGUCUUGCCUCACACCAGAGUUUCCUAACUAGAUAGUUUUACAUUGUUACUUGGUCUCCUCCAAAGUUAAUUGUAUAGAGUAGACGGACAAAGAGUUGUCUGUAUUCAGCUAAAUAGGUCUUAGAGAGAGAAAUUAUCCUCCAAAGUUACUAUAAUGAUACUAAGAGGAUUGAAGAAUUGUACUGCGGAUAUAGAAUUCAGGUAAAUAGCUUCAUAGCCCGAUCCCGAAAUCAGAUAAUGUAAUGUAAGUAUGUCUGUAAAUCCUUUUAAUCGGGAAUGGUGUAGAUAUAUAAAUAAUUACAUAUAUACUUCAGUUGUAUGAUGAAUUGUCAUGGACAUUAAAGAGGUCCUAGGAACAUUUCCAAAUCUAAUGUUUGUGUAUUGCGCUGCAUACUUGAAAGAAACCAAACUUGUGGAUGAAACUAGCUUGAUUUUAUUUGAUUUUCAA
Oldenlandia corymbosa var. corymbosa is the source of this 5408-nucleotide messenger RNA. The record is from the annotation of a GenBank genome assembly. NCBI's taxonomy places the organism in Eukaryota, Viridiplantae, Streptophyta, Magnoliopsida, Gentianales, Rubiaceae.